AUGCAGGUAAAAGCGAUAAUUGCAUAUUCUACUUGUGUUCUUAUUUACUUUGUCUGUCUAUCUGGAUUUAUCUACGAUCUCAUCACACGUGCAACAGUUAUUGGAUUCGACCUCAGAAAAAAUAGAGUAGAGUAUGUUCAUCGAGGUCAUAGAGAACAAUACGGAGGUGAAGGUAUUGUAAUGAGCUUUUUAAUAUGUCUCUGCGGCUGUGCAUUAGUAGGAAUUAACAAUUUAAGAAAAUUGCCUCCUUGAAUCGUUAGAAUAGGUGGACUGUUUUGCUUGAUGAUACUAGUUUUUUCAUACAGAAAAGUAAUUGAAGUUUACAGAAUUAAAAUGCCUUGGUAUGGGCCUGGGUUUUAUCCGCCUUCACAUUAUGUCAAAGGCCCUUUAAUUAAUGACCAAGGCUACUCUAUAUAA
This is a messenger RNA of Blepharisma stoltei, 417 nucleotides long. Lineage: Eukaryota; Ciliophora; Heterotrichea; Heterotrichida; Blepharismidae. The record is from the annotation of a GenBank genome assembly.